ACACAGGAGACUCCUGUCCCAAAGGCUGUUACUCUCACAUUCUCUAUUUUUUGUAGGAAUCCCUCCUGUCACGGGUGGGAUUAAUGUCAGUAUAUUUCCUUGAAAAUUCUGAUGUUAAUUGGCAUUGAGUUGUGCAAAUAAGUGCAGAUGAAUGGACUUGUACUUGUUCAGAAGAGUUGUAGGAUGCUCAGAAUGCAGUGUUAGCAUCCAGUUCUUCUUUCAGUUGUGUGUGUUUUGAAAUUCUUCCCAGGUGUUUUGUUUCAUUCCAGUUCUCUACUGAUAGGUAAAAUGAUGGUUCCACUUGGGUAAAUGAGGAAUAGGAAACAACUAGGUUUGGAAAACAAGGGAUGCAUUGGGGCUGCCAGUCCCUCAAAUGUCAGACCACAGAAUUUACUCUUCCCCUGCAUGUGACUGUGUGUCUCCAGGGAUCAUGGAUAAUCAGGAGAACCUCCGAGCACUCCAGGAUCCUCUUAUGAGAUACCAUUAAGAAACUUAUAAUUGUUGUUGAAAGGUGUCAUCUGUGGAGGAAGUUUUCAGCAGUGUCCUGAGCUCCCCAAGCCUGCACGUCCAUUGCUGCUACAGGCACAGUGAUAAUUGUAGGUCUCAGGGGAGGUGAGGUGACAGAGUCACAGAACCAUAUCUUAGAAGCUGGCCUCCUCCCUGCAGCACUUGUCCUGGUCACAGAGGUCUCUGCGCUGAGAUUACCAUCCUUGGAAAGAGAAAGAGGCUGUUGGAUACCUAUGUCAGUGUGAGAGCAGCAUUUGUGAGGGAAGACCCAUUUCAAGAGUCUGGGUAAGUGAUCACAUCAGAAUCUGGGAUUCUGUUGUGAUCUGGUUGAAUUCCAGAGCCACACCAAGAGGCAGAAAAAUUCUUAAGGAGUGGGCUUAUGUAGUGAAGAGCCAGGGGGUCCUAGAUCCUGCAGCCAUCUCUGAUGGCUCCCAGUUGAUCAUAAAGUGAUCCUCCUUGAUGGUGGCUGCUGAACUAGAUUACAUCAAUUUGUAAGGUGCAUUUAAAAUAAGUCUGCUGCUAGUCUUCCUUACAGAGAUUCUGUGCUGCUUUCUGGAUUUCUAGAACUGGACCUACGACAUCUCCAAGCCUGUUGUGUGGAGUAGGAAGAACUUAUGGGAAUCCUUGAGCCCUGUGUAGAAAUGGAUCUGAAUCAUGAUGUUAGACUAGAACAUCUUCUCUAACUCUGGGCAUGGUGUGGCUCAGGGAGACAAUCAUUGUACCAAUCCUGAAACCAUCUGUUGUCUAUGAUUUUUUCAGGCUAUUUUCCUCUUAACUGAUAAGAAAUUUAUAAGGAAAAUAUAAUAUAAUAAUUGUGGUUUUCCAACAGUCUGUAUCAUAUAUAAAUCUUGUUUUCAGGUGUUUAAAAACAUCCUCCUCAUUGUGUCAAAUACACCACCUGGUUUAGGAAUUUCGUUGUGGAGUAGGGUAUGAGUGUGUAGGGGUAUAUAGUAAAUCUCUUCACCUUUGGCUCAAUUUUUCUAUCUUCCUAACUGCUCUAAACAGUAGGUCUAUUGAAUGUAUAUAUUUGAAUUGUUGCCCCAAAUAUGCUGUCUCAAUAUUUUGAAGAAUUCAUGCUGUACAUAUGCCAGUGUGUAUAUGUGGCCCCUGUUGUAAUAUCAGCCACCAUCAUUGAUUCCUCGAUAACAGUGCAACAGGCACUGGGGACAGGGACCAAGAUUUCAGUUACAAAUUUUGGCACUUUCUAACAUACAACCAGGUGAGUUCUGUGGUAGCUCUCUUGAAAUGGAACCAAUACUGUCUCCCUGCACAUAGCUCACCAUGAGACAGGUGCCUGCUGGAUUCUACUUCCCUCAGAGCACCUGCAAAAUGUCUCAGGUUCUCUCAUAAUUGGCAUUGGCUUGUAGAAUAAUUAUUUCCAAGCAAAUAGAAACACAUUAGAAUAAAAGCUUAAAAUACCAUCAGUUUAGAGGAUAAUAGGAAUUUAGAAAAUUGAAACUAAACAGUGAAUUGGACUCUUUGAAGAACCCCACUCACCACUGUUAAGGAGUCCUGGUGGUUUACUGUAUUGACUCUCACCACUCAGCCAGUCCCCUCCACUCCCCUAAUCAGAGCAUGAAUUUAGUCAGAUGUUUAACUGCUGCAUGACCAAGUUCUCCUGGUCAUCAUGCAAAAUCAUCUCAGCAACUGCCUCAAAUCUUGAAGAUUGAAGAAGUCACUAUGUGCUGUUUUCAUGCUUUAAAAAAUUCAAACAGACCUCAUUAAAACCUGCCAGUAAAAAAGAGAAGCAUGCAAUGUUCACAGUGGGAACUCUGGAGAGUGGGAAUGCUGAGUUUUGGUUGACAGGACAUAUGCAGCCCAGACCUCCUGUUCUUUUACAGGACACUUUGGCUGGGACAGCAGGGAACUGGUGGAAUGGCAGCCAGUGAUGUGGCUGUAGGCAUCAUCUUCUUGUCACAGACUGUGGAUGGAGCUCUGGGCAAUUCCUCUCUUCUCCUCCAUUACCUGGUCCUGGUCCUUUACUUCACUGGGUGCAGGGUAAGACACACAGACUUGAUUCUUCAGCACUUGAUUGUGGCCAACUUGUUAACUCUCCUGUGUAAAGGGGUUCCCCAGACAGUGGCAUCUUUCAGUUUGGAAUUUUCUCUUGGUGAUGUUGCAUGCAAGCUGCUUUUCUAUGUUCACAGAGUCAGCAGGUGUGUGUCCAUUGGCAGCACGAGCCUCCUGAGUAUCUUCCAGGCCAUCACCAUCAGCCCCAGGGACUCCAGGUGGGCAGAGCUUAAAGUGAAAGCUCCCAGGUACAUUGGCUCCUCCAUAUUCCUGAGCUACAUACUAUACAUGUUUAUAAAUAUUAUUAUUCUUAUGCAUGUAACUGGAAAAUGGAACAAUACAACCAUUAUAAUCCUAAAGGAUUUUGGAUACUGUUCUAGUGUUCGUCAUGACACAACCACAGACUCACUGCAUGCAGCAUUGCUAACCUUCCCUGAUGCCCUGUGUGUGGGGCUCAUGCUCUGGGGCAGCAGCUCCAUGGUGCUCAUCCUGCACAGGCACAAGCAGAGAAUGCAGCAUGUUCAUAAGUCCAGCUCCCCCAGGUCCUCUCCUGAGUCCAGAGCCACCAAAACCAUCCUCCUUCUGGUGAGCACCUUUGUCUCUUUGUACACACUUUCCUGCAUCUCUCAGCUGUGUUUGGCUGUUAUUGAUAACCCCAACUUGUUCCUGUUGAACAUGGGUGCAAUACUCUCUGGGUGUUUUCCAGCGAUCAGCCCCUUACUGCUCAUAAGCAGAGACUCCAGUGCAUCCAGGUUUUGUUUUUCCUAUAUAUAAAAAAGAAAAACCCCUGAUCUGAUGAACAUGUGAACUAUAAGGUUUUGCAUAAUUCUUAUUUAUUCAUUCCAACCCAUAAAAUUUAAAGCAUAACUGUAUAGUUAUUUCACAUGGGAAUGGUGAGUUUUACACAUGCACUCAUGUCUUUGUGCUUCCUGCUGGUGUGUGCUGGGUGGCUUAAGCAAUUUAUUUAAAAAAUAUCUAAGUAUUUUUUUCUCCCACACUUAUUUCUACCUUCAUGUCAUGGAGGAAGGCAUUGGUAAAUCAAAUAUCAACACGGACCCAUUUGCAAUAUUUUACACCUGGUUUCUGAUUGAUAGCACAUAAAAUUUUUUUAAGCCAGAUUUAUUUUCAAAAUAUGAACAUUGUAUUUUUACAACCAGUCUUUGAUGUAAGUGUACAGUAGGUUGGCCUUUUUUUAUGGUUUGGACAUGACUCAUGUCCCAAAUCUCCUGUGUUAAUGUGGGGAUAUUCAGAGGUGGAAUGAUUGCAUUGUGAGAGGUGUAACUUAAACAGUCCAUCCUGGUUUGAAUGAGCUGACCUGAUGGUAACUGUGGGCAGGUGUGAUAUGGGUGGGUGAGGCAGGUCACUGGGGGCAUGCACUGGAUGGGAAAUCUUGCCUUUGGCCCCUUCCCACCUUCCCAGUCUCUCUGCUUCCUUGCUGCCAUGAGGGGAGCAAAUUACCCCCACCAUGUCAUCUACCCAUGAUGCUCUGCCUCACACUGGGCCCAGAGCCUUGGAGUCAGUCGGCUAUGGACUGAGAUCUCUGGUACAAAUAAUCUUUUCUCCUCUAAGUAAUUCUUAUUGGGUGCCAUCAUCACAGCAAUAAAAAGCUGACUAAAGUAACUUGCAUAUAAUUUGGGUCACUUUAUCUUUGCAGAUCAAGAGGUUCUGCAUAACAUUCUUUUACAGACUGGACUUUUGGCUAUUCCCUAGUCAGAAAUAAGGGCAAGUAUUUACUGUUUAGAGUUUAUAAUCCUGUUAGUAGUACUUAGUACUAAAACAACAUUCUGAUAAAGAUCUGAAGACUUGGCUCUGCCUGAAUCCCUGGUUCUUUUUUCCCAGCUUACAAAAAGAUAAAUGUAUAAAUUGAAAUGUCUAAAUUUACUUAAAAAUUAAACUCUUGAAUAUACCUUUAUAUAUUUUAAAUGUGUACAUGUUUAGAUAUAUCAAUAUACAUGUGUGUUUGUACAUACAUAUCACUUGGAUUAGGUUUAUUGUGAGUCAAGCAAUAAUUCUAGAAAAUUUUAUGUAACAAAUGUAAAUUUCAGAUUUAAAUAUCAAUUUCAUCCAAUGGCAAAAGCUUUAACAUAAAGUUUUCUUUCUAUUGUGUUUUCUUCCUAAUCUCGUUGAAUCAUUUGUAAAACUAUGUGGAGAGUGUUUCUUCUGUAUCUGCUCUUAUGCUUCUGUGUUAGCUAUGUCUCUUGAAGGAAACACCACUGUUUGUAUAUUAAAACACUAUUUGCCUUUGGCUAAUGAAAAUUGUCUUACAUGUUCCAUAUAAUACUGGACAUAAUGAAAAACAACAAUGCUGUUCUGACUCCUGUUCUAUUGAAUUUUCUACGUUGAUUUCUGUUAUUUCCAAGAUGCUACACUUCAUCUUUUCAAAAACUGACCAGAUGUGUACUUAUUAAAUACACUCACUGUCCAACUUGACAUUAUAUGAAAUGGGAUAGUAAUCUUUUGCUUAAACUGGCUUUUUAUUUACUGCUAUGUAUUUUAAGUGUUUUUAUCGUACUAGCCAGGCAUGAGAUGUCCAGUGAGUUUUCACAAAUAAAGCACAUUCCACUGCGUGCAGCUCCUACUUAGAAAAACAACAUCCUCAGUCUGAGAUGCUGUGUUGUUCUCUGACCAUCCCUAAGUGUGACGACUGUGUGACGGCUCACAGUCCAGAUAACUUUCACCUCUCUCUUUUAUACAAUGAGAAUUCAGCAUAAACUCUUAUAUAUUUGAUGUUAAAAAUUACAUGUGCUCUUAAAUUAGCAUUUAUCCAUGUUGCUGGUGGUAGAAUUCAACUAUGGGAAGAUCAAAUGAUUAAGCAGUCAUUUUUUUAAUGAACUAGAGAAAAGUUUUAUUUUUAUUGAAGUUCAACAAGUGACAUCAUGAUUUCUGAAUGAUUUCCUCGAAUACAUUGCUGACUAUUUGACAAGCAUCUCUGUCCCAUGAUAUAGGACCUUUGUCCUGUUCUUUGACUCCAGUGGUCUCAUGUAGGGGGAAAACUGACAAUUUAUGAAUCAGUAUCUCAACACCCCCUUUUAGACAAUAUUAAGCAAUGGAAAUUUUUUGAUAGAUCAUUUCUUAGGCCAGAAAAACUACAAAAUAUUAAUAAAAGCAAAGCCUUCCAGUCUGCAUGACAGAUGUAAACUAGUAAGCACAGUCUCUUUAGUUCUAUCUUCUUUAUCCAACAAUAAAUCCAACUUCGUAAAAAAUAGUCCUGUCAGAUCUGCCUAAAGAGGGCUCAACAGUUGGAGUCCUGUUUUUGUAAAUCAAGGUUAAUCCCCAUGUGGGUAGACAGUUUAACCCAUAUGUCCUAACUUCUAUAGAGUGUAAAAAUUUGGAACAUAGUAUACAAGAAAUUAAUGUGAUCCUACCAAUUAUGAACAUCCAUACAUAGUUAGAUGUUCUUUGUAAACAAGGUAAUGAUGUAAGCAGUUCUCAGAAAAAAAUUAAUACCCCUUUAAAAUAGCAGGACUUAUACAUAUUCUAUGUCAACACCUUUAUCCCUUAAAUUUGUCAUGAGAUGGAGGUUGAGUAAAGCAGAUUUGCCUUUAACCUUGUUCACACUACCUAGUAUGACUACAAACCAUCUAUAAGGUUUAUUAGUACUUAGAGAACUUUGUAAUUUAAUAAGCAAUUUAGUUAUUAAGAUAACAAUCAUGAUUUAUAGCUUUAUAUCCAGACUAUCAGAUUUUGUAAGUUUAUAGGAUUUGUAUCAAUAACACACAACACUUCAUUGUAAAACUGGUAGUUCAUGUAAACAGAUUGUAAACCAAAAUAGGCUUUUUAACAAAUAAAGUUUUGA
Messenger RNA from Marmota monax (woodchuck), 6313 nucleotides. RefSeq names its product vomeronasal type-1 receptor 4-like. The coding region runs from base 2383 to 3291 and encodes 302 amino acids. The transcript has a single exon. Gene Ontology annotation, biological process: G protein-coupled receptor signaling pathway. Lineage: Eukaryota; Metazoa; Chordata; Mammalia; Rodentia; Sciuridae. The record is from RefSeq and is a predicted model, not a curated record. Gene Ontology annotation, molecular function: pheromone receptor activity. Gene Ontology annotation, cellular component: membrane.